Molecule: messenger RNA, 12401 nt
Organism: Protopterus annectens (West African lungfish)
Lineage: Eukaryota; Metazoa; Chordata; Ceratodontiformes; Protopteridae
Gene: SREBF2
Product: sterol regulatory element binding transcription factor 2
Exons: 19
Coding region: 211-3525 (1104 amino acids)
Biological process (GO): positive regulation of cholesterol storage; positive regulation of transcription by RNA polymerase II
Cellular component (GO): nucleus
Molecular function (GO): RNA polymerase II cis-regulatory region sequence-specific DNA binding; DNA-binding transcription factor activity, RNA polymerase II-specific; protein dimerization activity
Source: RefSeq, a predicted model, not a curated record
GUACUGGGUGGAGCUUGGUGUGUUUGUGCAUGACGUCAUGUAAUGGAAGAUGGCUGGUUUAGAGUAUAUUGUUUGACAUUGUAAGUGUGCAUGCAUUCCCGUACUCAUAUGGAGUGUAAAGGAACUGGGUAAGCGCGUUACGCGGUGGAAACAUGGAAAAUUAACAAAAGUACGACGGAUUUUUGGAUUCCAUAUUUUGAUCAAUUUGCGAUGGAAGCUGCUAGUAACUUGACACUAGAAAACAUGGAUUCACUGACUGAGCUUGGGGAUGAGCUCACGCUGGGAGAUAUCGAUGAAAUGCUGCAGUUUGUCAGUAAUCAGAAUGGUGAUCUUCCUGAUCUGUUUGAAGACCAGUUUAUUUCGAGCUUUCAUGGCGACUCCAUGAACCAGACCCCUCUCAGAACAUAUCCUCAGCAGGAGCUUCAAGUUCAGCAGUUCCAAGCUACAUCCCAGUCUCAGCCACUUCAGCCCAGUCUGCCACAGACUCCAUCUCCUGUUCCCCAACGGACUGUACCACUUCUACAGCCUCGUCCUCAAGUUCAGCAGCAGACUGUGAUGAUUGCUCCAAGUAUCUGUUCUUCCCCACACACUAGGAUUGUACAACAGCCAGUGAUCUACCAGACCCCUACAAGUAACUUUCAAGUUCUUCAGCCACAAGUUCAAAACUUGGUGACUACUCCACAUGUACAGCCAGUAACAAUACAGCAUCAGGUCCAAACUAUACCAGCUCACAGAGUCCUAACUCAGACUUGUCCUAGUGCUAUCCAGACCAUAACAGCUGCAAACAAUGGCACAAUACAGACAUUGACACCAGCUUCCACAACAGUGCAAACAGUCACUUCUCAAGUCCAUCAGGUACCGGUUCUGGUGCAACCUCAGAUCAUUAAAACAGAUUCCCUUGUCCUGACAACUCUGAAGCCCGAUACUGGUUCUGUUGUAGCUGCUGUCCAGAACCCAAGUAUCACAACAAUUACAUCGCCGAUUCAGACAACUGCACUUCAGACCUUGGUUGGAAGCAAUGGAGCUAUUUUAACCACCAUGCCAGUAAUGGUGGGAUCAGAGAAAAUUGCAAUUAAACAGAUGUCUUCUACAGCGAUUAAACCAUUAGAGGGCGGCAUGAAGGAAGGUGAAAGAAGAACAACUCAUAAUAUCAUUGAAAAGCGGUAUCGAUCUUCUAUCAAUGACAAGAUACUCGAGUUAAAGGACUUGGUCAUGGGAACUGAAGCCAAGAUGCACAAGUCUGGAGUGCUGAAAAAAGCUAUAGAUUAUAUCAAAUACCUUCAACAGGUGAACCACAGGCUACGUCAAGAGAACAUGGCCCUGAAGCUAGCCAACCAGAAAAACAAAAUAUUAAAAGGUGUGGAUCUCAGCAGCCUAAUAGAUACUGACAUUGAAAUGAAGAUAGAUGAUUUUAGACAGAAUCCUCUGAUGAUGUCACCACCUCCAUCCGAUUCUGGUUCUCCUGCAGAAUUUUCUCCAUAUUCAAUUGACUCUGAACCUGGUAGCCCUCUUCUGGAUGAUGCAAAGGUCAAAGAUGAACCAGAUUCACCGUCUACCUUGGGUAUGCUUGACCGCUCCCGAAUGUUGCUGUGUGUCCUGACAUUUUUGUGUCUCUCCUUUAACCCGCUGACAUCUCUGAUAGAUGGAAGAACUCGUGAAGCAGACGGAUCUUUACAUCAUGGGUCAGGAAGAAGUAUCCUGGGAUUUGAGUCAAAAGAUGGUUUGAGAGGCUGGUUUGACUGGUUGCUUCCUUCGUUAUUCCUUUGGCUAGUAAAUGGUACCAUUGUCCUAAGUGUGUUUGUAAAACUCUUGGUGCAUGGUGAGCCAGUGACUCGGCUACACUCACAGUCUUCAAUGAAAUUUUGGCAGCAUCGCAAACAGGCAGAGCUCGACUUAGCUAGGGGUGAUUUUGCAGUUGCUGUUUUAAAUCUGAAGACAUGUUUAUCUGUUUUGGGCCGUUUACUGCCAACCUCAGGAAUUGAUCUUGGAUGCAGUCUGGCCUGGAACGUAAUCCGAUACUGUCUCCAGAAGCUGGGAUUGGUGCGCUGGCUGCUCAGGACCAGUACAUGUCGACUAAAAGCAGAACUUCAAGAUGAAGUGAAGACUAGUGCUCAUGAUGCUGCUCUGGUUUACCACAGAUUGCACCAGCUACAUAUUACAGGUAAACUUCCACAUAGCUCCAUAUGGUGUGGUUUGAAUUUGGCUUUGUGCGCAGUGAAUCUUGCUGAGUGUGCUGAAGAGAAGAUUUCACCAAAUGUCCUAGCCGAGAUCUAUAUCACUGCUGCCAUCAGUGUAAAAAAUAGGUUCAAGGGAAGAUUUAGCUUCUUAACAUGUUACUUGCUGAGUAGAGCCCAGUCUUUGUGUCAGUCUGAUAGUGACUCCACUCCAGAUUCUUUAAGCUGGUUGUUCCAUCCACUAGGACACAACUUCUUUGUGGAAUGCGACUGGUCAGUAAGAUCGUCUGCCAAAGAGAGUCUGUACAGUACUCCUAGAAACCAAGCUGAUCCUAUUAUGCAAGUCCACCAGGCAUUCUGCGAAAACCUGCUUAAACGAGCUUUAUAUUCUCUAGCAAAGCCAGAAUGCAGCAAGAAAACUUCAGAUUUGGAAACUAGUGAGUUUGCUACAGCCUUGGAGUAUCUCCAUUUGCUGAACACAUAUACUGACUCAAUGGGAAAAGCAGCUCAGAGGUUUUCCACUCACUCUUGCACGGACCUAGUUUGUCGAUGGUGGUCUUCUGCUGUCAAGAUGGCUAUCCAUUGGAUUCAAGGAGAUGACAGUGGUGUGAAAAACCUUUGCAGUGAAGUGGAACGGAUACCAACAUCUCUUGAGAUGUCAGAAAACCACAUUCCAAAAGCAGUCUUUCAUGUAUGCAAAGCAAUGCAGGCAUCAUUGAUGUUAAAAGCUGAUGGAAGCCAGACCACUUUGUUCCACUGUGAGAGAGCCAGUGGGUACCUUUGGAACAGUUGGAAUACUAGCGGCAGCCAAUCAGAUACAUUCCUCACCAAGGCUAUUCAGUUAUUUGUGUGCGAUCUGCUGCUUUCCAUCAGAACAUUCAUCUGGCAGAAGCAGAUUAACAGCAGUCAGUCUCUGGGUGAGCUGUAUCAGGCCUCUAGUGCUGAACUAGCUGGAUUCCAGCGAGAUUUAAGUAACUUAAGGAAGCUUGGCCAUACAUUUAAAGCAGCUCAGCGCAAGAUUUUUCUUCAUGAGGCUACAGUGCGCUUGAUGGCAGGAGCUAGUCCAACUCGCACUCAUCAGCUUCUAGAACAUGGCUUGAGGAGACGUUAUACACAGAACAGCAAGCAAGGAGAACUAGAUGCCAUGCCAGGACAAAGGGAAAGAGCAGCAGCAAUCCUUCUAGCAUGUCGUCAUCUUCCUUUGUCUUUUCUAGCCUCUCCACGACAGAGGGCAGUAAUGUUAGCAGAAGCAGCACGGACUUUGGAGAAAGUGGGUGAUAAACGUUCUUUCAGUGACUGUCAACAGAUGAUUUUAAAACUCAGCAGUGGGACAACAAUUGCAGCCACUUAAGAAGAAAAGUGUCCCUGGACUCCACUUUAUUUUUAUACUCAAAAUUGUUGUUCACAGUGCAUUAUUACUGUAUUAGUAUGGACUACUUACUGUUAAGGAUAUGAAAAGAAAUGGUUUCGUUUUUAAGUUGAGACCACGUCAAUAGAACACACUGUAAUAUGUAUGUAUAUAUAUGGCAAACCAGCAAGCUUGGUAGGCUAUAGCUGACAAUUUAUUUUAUUGUUUAUUUGCAUCACAUGUGCCGGCAACUAGAGGUGCAUUUUCGUGAAGCAUUUUGUUGCAGACUUUGAAAUGAAUAUUAAGUGGUCCCUGAAUCAGACUGUCUGAUGAAAUUGAAACUCUGUGCUUUUGAUGUCUUCACACAACAAGAAAAGAACAAGAUCUGCAUCUACACAAGCAGACACCAUGGUUAAAAUCAACUCGCAUUCAAUCUCAGAAUAAAUACUUUGUUUUCUGUAUAAGUGACGACUAAAUAACAAAAGUGCAGUGAUUGAAUAAGACCUUUUCUACUUACAUAAUUUAAUGUGUAUUUAUUUAACAGUUGUAUUGGCCUUGUUUUGUACCCACUUUCCAAGAUUUGAAUGAUUCUUGAACAACAGUACAUAAGGUAUCUGUGUUUUGGUAAACACUCUGUGUUAUGGAUUUUGUUUCCAUUUGCUGGCUGGCCCAGACUCCUGCAGCAGUAGCCAUGAUGAAGCUUUGAAAUGUGUAGUUAAGACAGAAUAAUCCUGAUGUACCAGUGUUCUGAAUAUGAGCUGUGAAGUUAAGUCAGAUCUAUUCUUUUCAACCUGCUAUUGAGACUGUCAAGAAUUAAACUGUCUUCACGGAUAUUUUAUACUGUAAAUGUUCCAUUUAAGAAGUUCUUAUAUUAGGUUGAGAUUUGUACUUAAAAGUAGUCAUAAAUACAAAUACUCAAUUGUUUGUCAUGUUUCUCACUUCUUUCAUGAGGAAACAACAGAGAUCUGUGGAUUAUAGUGAGUAACUGGUAGUGAAAGAUAACUGGAAAAUGUUGCCUUAAAACUGUAAAAAUGUAUGGUUCCUUUGGCAGAGUUUUCUUCUAAACCCAAACCAUGCACUCAUUUCAUCUUGGUCACUAUUCUGAUGUUAAUUUAUUUUCUUACAUAAAGAUUUGUCAAGUCAUUUGAAAGGGGAUAGUAUGCCAGCAUCCCUGUCUUCAGAGGUGUUAGUUGCAUUAUCCAUUUUUCUGAGAGAACACCCAAAACUUGAAAGUUGCCUCAAACUGUGAUUAGAAACGAUGUAUAAUGCCUGAGCAGCCGCAGUGGUCUUCUGUAUCACCUGAAUUUUUUUAGUCAUUUGAAGAGAUCUGAUGCUCACAAACUCACUGCUUUUCAAGGACAUUUUAGUUUCAGAACUACAGUUAUAAAAUAAAAUGAUAAAAUGCUCUUGAAAAGCAGCCAUCUUAAGUACAUCUGAUCUCUUCAUUUAGUUGAAAAUGUAAUUGUAAUUUUGAGCAGCACAGUGACUCAGUAGGUAGCGUUGUUAGCUGACAUCACUAGGUUCUCAUUUCAGUUCUCAGCCUUGGAUCUUCCCGUGUCUUUUUUUUUUUUUUUUUUUGCUGGGAAUUGCAGUUUCUGCAGAUAUCCCAGGGGUGUGCUAAAGAUGAAUAGACUAUUCUUAACAUUGCCUGUACACGUGUGUGCCAUAUGUGGGUGUGGGUGUGUCCUUUCUACAAUAGGUUGGAACCCUAUCCAGGACUAAUUUAUCAGUAUUAUGCCUACUGAGUAACAGAGUAGGCUUCAUCUCCCCUACAACCCUGAAUUGGUUUACCUCAGAGAAUGAGCAAACAAACUGUAGUUCUUUCAGAUCAAUUCUAUAAGAAGACGGUGAGUACAAUUUAAGAUUUUUUAAGGUAUUAAUGUUGACAUAUCUGUUUUUCUGUCUGAUGUUGCUGAAAUGAAAGGAGCCCUAGACAUGCUGUGUUUGCACUCAUUUCCCCUUUCUUAAUCUUUCUCUGUUGAAUUAAUAUGUUAUUUCUCUGAAAUAUACGGUUAUAAAAUGCAUAGUUCAUUUCAGACUUCCUUCUUUGGCUGAUUCCAGUGACAUAGAAUAGAAAUCCUUGCUAGUAAGAUCAAAGACAUUCUUUUGGUACUUGGGUAUGGUAGAGAUGUUGCCAUUUGUGUCUCAUUCCAUGGGGAUUAUUUAAGUUUCAAUACUUUUUGUGGAGACUGGCUGUUGACUGUGGCUUUGAAAAAUGUGCCUGGUAUAUACCUGUCAUUUUCCUUCACAGAAGACAUCUUAGUUUCAGGAUAGGAAAUGCUCCUUUUAGGUCACACUCUUGCCUUUCUUUGUUAGUGUAUUCUGCAUCUGUAAUUAGAGUCUCUUAUGUUGAACAGCCUGGAUAUUGGGAUUGUCCCAUCAGAAAGUUUUCUAUUGAGGUUUUAGAGAUCCUUUAAGAAAUGAGGAAACCUGUAACUGGAAAGUCCUAUUUGUUAAACUCAAAGAUCUGAUGAUCUUGUGCUUUUUCAUCUUCUGUAGAUCCUGGACUGCUUCUCUGAGCAUGACUGGAAGGAUCUGUUUUUGUCAUCAAUCAAGGCAUAUUGUUUGGCCUUGCUAGUGUUCCCUUCUUUGGGAUCUACCUUUGAAUUUUAAACCCACUGUCAUUUUCUUCUUGAAAGGGAUGUUAUUUGUCUAUCAAAAAGACCCCUUAUACCUAUUAAGAUUUGAACUUUAUGUGGAAUCUUCAUAAAGUCUUCCUUUGUAAUGGAGUACAGAAAUUUCAGAUGUGGAAACCAUAUUAUUGGCUGUCUUGAUAGAAGUAUUUCAGAGAUUCAGAAUCUUGCAUGUUGUGAACCUUACACUAUUUUUAUGCAGCCAGACUAAUUUUUUUUUACCAGUACUACCAUCGUGCUUGUAGUUAUACCAGACAUUGCUUUGAGUUUAGAGAUGCUGUGCCUAUCUGUCUGACCUCAUCCAAAAGAUGUAGUGGAACAAAUGAGCAAAUCAUGCAUAAGAUUGAUCAGGUUUAUAUUGAAACAUCGAAAGACUAAAAUUUCGAAUCAGACAUCGAACACGUAACAUCGAACGCAAACAACCCCAAAAGCUCAGAAUUUCGAAAACAGAAUGUUCUAACACCAGCACUUGGCCAUCCGCUCACCCGUGCAACCUGAAUCCUAACUGUAACACACCAAACACCACACAUCUUGAACUGUCAAAACAGAACCCAGCCACCUAAUGCAAGUACCCUACAAACAUAUACAUUGAGCACUCUACUCCGCUCAACAGAAAGUAAAUAUUAAAAACAAAACCAGCAUAGUAGCACAUGAUUACCACACUUCAUACACACUACGUACAAAGAACAAAAUAUUUACAUGAUUUACUACUCAAAUACACAAACAAGCUACAAACUAUUUCUUAUGUGGGGGGCUUCGCCCCCCACACCCCCCUACUUAAAUAUACCAACUCCAAGAUCGCACCACAGUGGAGGUAAUACAUUCACAUGUAACAUUUCGAUGUUAUGUGUUUUGCUUACCCUGCUAUUGAACAGUGGUUUGUAGCAGACGUUCUUCACAUUUCACAUUUCCCAGUGACGUCAGGAUGUGUAGCUUUGCAUGGGCCAACUGUGGGAGUCCAGGGUUUCCGUUUUUGGAAUUUUGAGCUUUCAGUAUUGUUUGCGUUCGAGGUUUGGUGUUCAAUGUUGUGCGAUUUGAGAUUAUGGGUGUUCGAUGUUCUGAUAUACACCCAGAUACAUCCUAGAAGACAUCUGUUUCCUGUAGUUUUGUAAGUGCAUGUAGUCAGGCCAUCUAAUCUCCUUUUUUUUGCCUUUUGAAGCUUGCAAAUUGAGGUCCCCUGAAGAGAAACAAACCAGUUCUAACUGGAUAGUAAUUUGCAUUGUGUUCUGUUAUGAUUCCAGAUGGAAGCUUCUUCAUGGGAACAAUAGAGCCCAUUCAUUUAGAGCAGUGGUGGCUUUUACCACCUUUUCCAGAGUUGUAAGCCCUGCACCCAUUUAUGUAGCUGCUACUGGGACCAAGAUCCAUAAACUUAUCAAGCAGUGCAAGUUGGAUAUGGUCUCUAGACCUAAAGAUAGUUUUGCUGUAGCAUUUGGCCGAGGAAUGUGUACUGCAGCAGCUGUCUCUCCUAGCUGUUGGAUGCAUAACUUGCUUUCAUACCCAUCUGUCACUGUAGGAACCCGGGCAGUGAUGCAUCACAGUAUGGAUGUGUAGUUUACUUGUCACAAGUGUAGAUGACAGGUGUCUCUUUCUUUACAGGGACAGCUUUCCCUCCCUUUCCCUAGCUUCACAGUGGUUUCUUUUUGCCAUAUGCCUUUCUUUUCUUGGAGAAUUUGUUUUGUUUUGUAAUUAGUUUUAGUACUGUGUUGCUAUAAGACUCCUCCAAGGGAUAAUAUUCACCCUAGUUAUGCUUGUAUUCCCUAACUGGGACAAUGUGUUGGAUUAGCCUAUUUCCUGAGAAGGAUCCUAGCUUCAGGAUAACAAAUUAUGAUGGCUGGGUUAUAUGCUUUGGGACUGCAGCCAUACAGCCUUGUCUUAACUUUCUUUCUCCUUCCGAACAAUGUAAUGGAGCUUUCUUUUACCCUGCUUAGCUAAUCCCUGGUAAGGAGGAAUUCCAAGGCUAAGUAGGUUAGGGGAGCCUCUGAUGUAUGGUACAGUGUUAAAGUGAUAUCUUUCAGUGGAAGGUAACUUCCAAUUCACUACCAUAGCUGGAGGCUGCAGGCACUACUAUUUGCAAUUUCUUUUGUCAUAGUUUCUGUCUGAUUUAGUUCUGUAGUGCUCUUCAUGACUUUUUAUUUUGUUAAUGGAGGACCAAUGCAACUGUGACCAGUCCAUAUACCAUUAUUUUUUCAGCUUUGGCUGUUUUAUGUGAAUGUGGUUUAACCCAUAAAGCAGUGUAAAAACAGAUACAUCAUUCAAUUACUACAGUUUGAUUUCACCCUUGAGACUGUCACUAGAUUGAAUUCUACUUAGAUUUGAAAAAAAAGUAUUUUAAGCUGAAUUCAAACUCAGCUUCUACAUGCAAGGUAAAGUCCACCUUUCAAGCAGAGGGCUUUGCAGAUAAAAAAAAAAACAAAAAAAAACGUAUUAAAGCCAUAUUUUGCAUCAACAAGUCAAGAGACAUAAGAUAGUUAAAAAUGUUUCCAGGUAGUCCACGUGUGAAGAACAAAAUGUUGCUGAAUACUUUUUUUUUCAGACUUGCACUGUGUAGAUGAAUCAUGGGGAUAUGCUGCUGCAUUUCUGGCAUGGCUAUGCAUCCUCAGCUUCUGACAAAUUACAUUCGCUGCAUGAGGCAUGUGCAAGGAGGUCUUUUUGCAUCUAAUCUUUGCCACCAAUGUUGUCAUUAUUUGAAGGUUUGUAGAGGAAGGUUUCAAGAAUGAAGAGGAUGCAGACUGAUGUCCAUGAUGGGGCACACUUGGAUGUAUGCUCUAACUACAUAAUGUUUUCCUACCUUUUUAAUACCCAGUGUACCUCACAAGGCAAGCUGUCUCCAGUGCAGAGUUUCUGUUGGAUGUCUAUUUUUUUACCAUAUUGCCUUGACUGCUUCUGCUUCUUUAAACAUUCUCAGACAGCUAGAGUCUUAUGAAUUUAGCAUGAUUCUUCAGGAGGUGUUUAUUCUUUCAUCUAAAGUGCAAGCCCUCAGAUGGUACCCUUUUUAUCACUUUGAUGCUAUCACCCUGUUCUUGUCAUAUCAUCAAUCACUGUAGUAUUCAAGGAAUCCUAAGAAAGUAUACAGAAUAUGAGGCUUUAUUGUACGAAUACUAAAGUGUGCAAUCUUCAGCUACAGUGACUGCUGUUAUUGACUGAUGGAUAUUUUCAGUGUAGGUUUCACAACAGCUACACAUUGAUUGUUGUUAUUUAUAAUUGAUUUUUGUCUCCAACCUACUGUCCUCAAUCCUUAGAGACUAUCCAUUGCACACUAGGCCUUAUUGAUCCCUAUGGGUAGCGGGAUAUGGGACGGGUGGGUGGCAUCACUUUUAUAGCCUCUUAUACUGCAUGAGCAGUUAUUUUUCACUUUGUGUAUGUUCUACUGCCUGCUUUCUCACCUGUUAUGGCAUGCAUCAUGAAGUGAUUUCAGUGAGAGAAGCACAUGCACCUGUUCAUUCUUACCCACCUGGUGCAAACCCCAUGAUUUCAACUAUGGAGCUUCCACACAGUAAACAAAAAAUUGGAUACCAAGUACCAUUUCCUAAAAGAAUAAAGGUGUAUGUCAGCUGCUCAGUCCUCCAGUGCAUCGGUGUGACUGUUAUCAAACAUAGUUGGCAGGUACUGCACUGUUGUGCUCUCUUUUUGCAUUUUCAGCUUGCUGAUCAGCUCAUAUAGAUUAGUGUCUGUCAUGUAUUUCAGAAAUUAAGAGCUUCUUUAAGGUCUUCUUGAUGUAUUUUAAUCUCCCUCACUACCAACAGAAUCUUAACCAAUUGCCAGCUUGAAGCCUGUAUGCGAUUAUAAAACUGUUCUGAUGGCUCGUCCUUUGAAUUGUUAGAUUCUCUUGACAGUAGAUAUUCACCAAGAAAUACUUUUUUUGUUGUCUGCCACUUCCAAGAAUAUUACUGAACUGCAGGGUUACUGUCUUAACAGAGAAUGUUUGUUUGCUGGAUCUGUUUGAACUACCUAAACUAAAUGCUUAUUCUUACCAGAAAUUAUGUCAGAAUUCCACCUGGAUUGCUUACCUUUUGUAGUAUCUCUUCUUACAGAAAUGUGAUGUGCAUUUGGAUAUAAAAUAGGCUGUUAUCUUGAAAGAACCAAAAACAGAAAACAUUCUGAGCUUUUUCAUCUUAACAUUCUUGUUAGAUCAGUAACCAGAAAUACCGUCUUGGAGUAAUAAUUCAGUACAUCAUAUUCUGUAGCCAAAAACAUGUAAGCCAGUGCAUUCUGCUAUUAAGGCUCGUUACUGCUAAGUCGGUCUUACUUAUGCAGAUAUGCAAAGCUGUAGCAUGGAAAGCCCUGAGAUGGUACCGUUUUUUAUCACUUUGAUGCUAUCACCCUGUUCUUAUUAUAUCAUUAAUCACUGUAGUAUUCAAGGAAUCCUAAGAAAGUAUAUAGAGUAUGAGGCUUUAUUGUACGAAUACUAAAGUGUACAAUCUUCAGCUACAGUGACUGCUGUUAUUGAUACCAAGUGUCACACUAUGCCUUAUCAUAUUUGAUUACCUUCUUUUACAUAAUUUAUGGUCCAGAUGACAUAAGCCAGUUUUCUGUAACAUACACAUAUGUAUUAUAAUAGAAAUGUUACUUGUAUGACUGUAACAUUGCUUUGUAUCUAGAUAAUUCUUUCAGAGUAGUAUGGCACUCUUUUGGAAUAAAAAAAAAAAAAAAAGAAAAGCAUUAGCUAUGUGGUUAAGGUAGUGUUUUUUUUUAUCCCAAGUAGCCUUUUCAUCCAACAGGUAUACAUUAAUAUUGUAGGAACUGGGACAAUGAUUCAUCACAAUAUGAAUAUGAUAAGGUUAAACUAUUUGUUUAAAACUCUGAUAGAAAAUAAAUAUUCUCUAAUUACCAUACAUUGUGAAGCCAUACCAUGUACAGUGUUACAAACCUGCUGGACUAAAUAGCGUGGAGUACACGGAUUAAAAGCACACUAGAAAUGAGAAAAAUUUACCUACCUGCAUGGGGAGUUUGCUGUCUGGUAAGCAUUUCUUCCAUUAUUGGUCAAAGGAGGUUGUAAGCCUCUGGGUUGGACAUGGCAGUAUAGCACAAGCAGUGUUGUUAGGUAAUAUUGCUGUGUUAUGUCCAGAAAGCAUCUUGCAUAGGCUUUCACUUAAUGCAGAUUUCAAUACUGCUUUAAAUGAUGCCUCCCCCAAAGUACAUUUUAAGAUAUUUAGUGCAAUUUUUCUUUAUAUCAGUGUUAAGUGUAGUGAAGCCACCAGUUUUCUAGGGUAAUGCAUGAAAUGCAGGUACUAAGUGAAUUGUUUCAUUUCAUGAAAUUAACAAUGAUUUUACUGAUGAAAUUAACUCUACCCCGUAUUGCUAGUUGUAAAGUAUAUACAUAAUAAUACACAAGCAACAAGAUAAGGCAUAUUUGGCAAAAUGGCAAGUCUGAGCACAUAGAUUGCACGGUAUGCAGAAGUAUGCAAGUGAAUAUACAGAUGUCAUUGUCACAGCUAAUGUAGUUCUAGUUGCUUGGGUAUACAAAUGGGACCUUCCAGUGGGGAAAAUGUUAUGUCUAAUUGCUUGAUUAAUGCAGUUGUCUGAGACUAGUUGCAAAUGAUUUUUGUGACCCUCGAGGUGGCAAAAAUCCUUUUUAAUCUCUGGGCAGAUAGUUUUGAAUCCCAUUGUAUGCUUAUGAAAUCAGGUGAAGGUUGAAAGUUAAGCAUUCCUUUCCUGUUAAUUUGAACAGCUUCCACAGUACCCAUUUUGCAUUCACUGUUGUGCAUUUGGAAACGUAUUCCAGCUUUUUAAUUUACAGUCUUAUCGUAAUGUAUGUAGAGUAAUUGUAGACAUGUAUCCCUCAAAUGCAGUAAUGAGUUAUUCUGGCCUAAACCAAUGAAAAUAUAUUUUUCUGGUGAUUGCAUCACUACACCUUUUAUGAUGCAUUUCUUUUGUUUGUUUUUGAGAUGCAUUUUGCAGUAACUGUAAAAUGAUUUAUAGUUUUUUAGUGAUAUCAGUUCUGUGUAUUAUUUGUAGUACUUUUUGGUUAGAGCAGGUAAUGCUGAGGGAUCUGCUCUUUUGUAAAAAGAGUUUAUAGAUUAUUCUGUGUUUUUAAUAGAAACUGCAUUGUGUAAAAGAAAUUAGCUGUUUAAAAGAGCAAAUGUAUGCUCUGUUGCAUUUUGUUUAAUAUUGCUUGAAACUUUUUUAUAUUCAGUAUAUUGUAUAUAAGUAGUCUGUAAUUGUAGUAUUGCUAGCCAUGAAUGUUCCCUUCUGUCAUUUCGUUGCAGAGAAAUAAACAGCAGUUUGCAUCAAGCUGUUCAAAAAUUG